UAGACGAUCUUCGGCCACAAACACAGCAACACUGAACAUGGCAGACACCGCGGUUAAACGUGCACCCGACGCUGUUGAAACUACAGUAUCUCAGAAAGCCAAAAGGACGAAAGCUGACGGUGACAAUGGUGGAGGAGAAGUCGGGAAAGAAUCUGAAUCUGAAGAUAUUCUGUGUGGGUUUAAAACAUCCAGCGUCUUGAGCGAUUCUGCCCGGGAGAAGAACAUUUUCAUCCGCGGAAAGCUUGCUGAUCAGGAGGCGGUGGUCAUUCUGGAGAAGACUCCCAUCAGAGAGGACACCCUGGCUGAGCUUUUCAGUGGAUCCAGGCUGAAGCUAGAGAUGAAGAAUGACAUCUACAGCACAUAUCGGUUACAGGCUCCCUCUCAUCUCAAUGAGAUCAAGACUACAGUGGUGUGUCCAGCCACAGAGAAGCAUGUGAAGAAAUACCAGCGUCAGGAGAGUUUCCUGGUGGAGGAGACGGACGGGGACUAUCGGUCGAUCACCCUGCCCUACAUUCAGGAGCAGAGUUUCAGCGUGCAGUGGGUACACAACAUCCUGGAAAAGAAGGCAGAGGCUGACAGGAUAGUGUAUGAAGAUCCGGACCCAGAGGUCGGCUUUGUCCUCCUCCCAGAUUUCAAAUGGGACCAGAAACAGGUUGAUGAUUUAUACCUGAUUGCCAUAACACAUCAGCGAGGCAUCAGGAGUCUCAGAGAUCUGACAUCAGAGCAUCUACCACUGCUGCAGAACAUCUUCCAGAAAGGAAAGGAGGCCAUCCUGCAGCGCUACAGCCUUCCAGCCAGUAAGCUGAGAGUCUACCUGCACUACCAGCCCUCAUACUUCCACCUCCACGUCCACUUCACCAAGCUGGGCUACGAGGCGCCGGGCUGCGGCGUGGAGCGGGCCCACCUCCUCGCGGAUGUCAUCCAGAACCUCCAGUCUGACCCCCAGUACUACAAAACCCGGACCCUGUACUUCCCCCUGAGGGCAGACGACGGACUGCUCAGAAAGUUCAAGGAGGCAGGGAGGCUGUAACGUGCCUCAUGCACUUAUUCCCCCAUCAGUGGAUUCCCAUCCAAGCUGUGUCAGACCAAAUCCAUGUUUUUUAAUAGUUAUUUUCAUGUGAUUCCUGCUUUUAUAAUGAGGAAAUGAGAGUGGAUAGAAGUGGAUGUGACAGGAAUCAAACCAGUAGAUAACCAGCCAUCAGUCUGUUUUAAUGGUUUUCAUGUAUUUUAUGUUUGCUGAAUGUUCCUGACUGAAUUAAACACUUUUUUUUUUACUCAGCCUGUUCAUGUUUUGACCUGAUAUGCCAGUUUUUGUUUUUUUUUAUCAGAUCUAUACAUGAGUUAAGGCAAGAGAUGUUUAUUUGUAUAGCAGCUUUAAAACACAGAGGCAAUAUCGAGGCUCAUAUUCACAACUUUCAGCCACAGUAAGUGGUGACGUUAACCCAGCCGCGACACUAGAUGGCAGCGUUAAUCCUAAAAGGAUCCAACUUUUGUCUACUCUGAAACUUUCUUAAUGCAAA
Chelmon rostratus (copperband butterflyfish) is the source of this 1520-nucleotide messenger RNA. RefSeq names its product decapping enzyme, scavenger (gene dcps). Gene Ontology annotation, molecular function: RNA 7-methylguanosine cap binding; hydrolase activity. The coding region runs from base 38 to 1030 and encodes 330 amino acids. The record is from RefSeq and is a predicted model, not a curated record. The transcript has 6 exons. Gene Ontology annotation, biological process: deadenylation-dependent decapping of nuclear-transcribed mRNA. Gene Ontology annotation, cellular component: nucleus; P-body. NCBI's taxonomy places the organism in Eukaryota, Metazoa, Chordata, Actinopteri, Chaetodontiformes, Chaetodontidae.